Messenger RNA from Fusarium vanettenii 77-13-4, 1680 nucleotides. RefSeq lists its product as uncharacterized. The record is from RefSeq and is a predicted model, not a curated record. Bases 1 to 1680 code for a protein of 559 amino acids. Gene Ontology annotation, molecular function: serine-type endopeptidase activity. Lineage: Eukaryota; Fungi; Ascomycota; Sordariomycetes; Hypocreales; Nectriaceae. Gene Ontology annotation, biological process: proteolysis. The transcript is spliced from 4 exons.
AUGGAAAGUGAGAAGAAAGACGGGGCUGACAGUAAUCACAAGUCUUCUUCCAAGGUGGACGAGGCGACUGUGAAAGCCGUAGAGCGUUUCUUGAAACUUCAUUACCUGCGCUCUCGGAGCUAUGGAGUGGCCAUGGAGAUUCUGUACGGGCGCAACACGACAUCAGGUCAGAUAUUGCAAGAACUGUACUUUGACUUGACAGGUGAUGUCAACAGCGGAACCAUCACCCAAGCAGGUCUCGAGAACCUUUUAUCCAAGCUCAAGUUUGAGGAUAUUCUUCAAUACGUCGCCAUACCCAAGCUCAGCGUACAAGUAAACCGAGCCGGCGAGCGAUCAGGUAGUCGAAGAUCAGCCAAGCCAGACGGAGCUGGUAGACGGGACUUGUGCUACGUGUUUGAUCGUUUGCGCAAGAAGGGGGUCAAGACCAUCCUCAAGGUCUUUAUCGACGACUCAUCCAUGCCGGCGCAUAGUGAUGAGGCUAUCGAGGAUGCACUCAAGUCUAUGGACGUUGAGGUUUGGGAUUGGAACAAGACCGACUUGUGUACCGAGGUGAUUUACAAGGUUGCCCCGAAAGCACGCGAAGUACACCUCUACUGGAGUGGAAAUAAUGCUGUUCUAAGAGGAUGGAGUGAAGAGGGAGGUUUGAAGAAGUUGCGAAGUCUGAAGACGCAUGAGUGGAUUCAAUGCAUGAAAGAGUUCCGCAGACUUCUUUUCGAUGCCGAGAGGUACUACGAUCGUGGAAAGAUUGAGGAGAGCAUUGAAGAACCCAUCAAGAUUGCUUUGAUUGAUGAUGGCGUGGAUAUCAAGGAUCUCGAGUACUCGUUUAUCGGUGGGCGAACGUUUUGCAAGCGUGACCCUGAGCACAACUUGAACGAUCCUUAUUAUGUGUCUAGUACUGGACAUGGGACUAUCAUGGCAAAGCAGAUUCAUCUGCUGUGCCCUCGAGCACAGUUUUAUGUGUUGAGGCUGGAAGAUCAUCCUUCGGAUGAAUCAGCACGGCAGAUUACUGCAAAGAGCGCAGCACAGGCUAUCCUUGCGGCGGUGAGAAAAAAGGUGCACAUCAUCUCCAUGUCCUGGACCAUCGAUCCCCCUGAAGACGAAGAGGAAAGGCGAGCUCUUGAAUCCGCUAUCACAAAAGCAGCCAGCGCCGACAUUCUCAUGUUCUGCUCAGCUUCAGACCAAGGAGCCAAGCACGUUGCCACUUACCCGUCCAAGGCAACGCCCAAGAUCUUCACUAUCGGCGCGGCCACAGCUUCAGGGACCGUCGACAGUUGGGUUGGCAACAUUAACAACAUCAGCUUUACCUUCCCCGGCACCAAAGUCGAGCUUGACGGUGGACCUAUCGACACUGCUGUCAAAGAAGUUACAGGUUCUUCAGUAGCUACGGCUUUGGCAGCUGGUCUAGCGGCAUUAAUUCUCUACUGCGUUCAAGUGCGAAUCCUCCUCGCCACAGAUCCUGUAGAGAAACAAAAGGCCCGCAGAGACUUUCAGUCGCUUCAGAAGCACGAGAGCAUGAUGAGGGCGUUCAAGGAUAUCGGGACGACGGAGGAGAGUAAUCACAAGUUUAUUGCCGUGUGGGAAGUGUUUGGGAAGAGGGUCGAGGAGAAGGAGAGGGUUGACCAGGAGGAUUGGAUCAACUUGAUUGCCAAGGUUGGAACGACGCUUUGUAUGAAGGUUUAA